AGAGGGGCAGAACUAUGCCACCCUACAUCGAUUUUUACAAAUCACAUUCUACAAAUAAAUCUAUUAAAACGAAAGUAGAUUAACAAGACAUGGGUUUUCCAAGUAAUCAGGUCAAUACCUGAAUGUUGACUUUGGUCAUUCAAUGACAACCAAAAUUGAGGUAAACGUUAUCGAACGCAUCAUCUUAUUCAUCAAAGUCACUUGCAUGGUGUUUAUAGAUAUUUUGUGCAAACAGAAAGAUUGACUGGGUUAUAGGAUUUGCUGGAUAUCUAUGUUUAUUUAUUCCAAAUAAUUGAAAAGUAUCCGCCAUUUUGAUUCAUAAAUAAGAUGGAUCCACGUCGCAGCGCCCAAGACGUUGUCCGAUGUGACCACUGUAAAGAGAACAUAGUACAGAGCUACUGUGACUUUUGCCAUGUCAGUCUCUGCAAGCCCUGUAUAGGCGAACACAUCUCAGAUGAGUAUGACAAACAUAAAAUAGUCCCCUUCAAGCAAAGAAAAUCGACCCUCAUGUUUCCUACAUGUAACACGCAUUCCAAAGAAACGUGUAAAUUGCAGUGCAAGUCAUGUAACAUGUUUCUUUGUGUUAUAUGCUCUGUGUCACAUGAACAUAAAGAUAGCGAUUUCAUAAUCCUUGAAGACAUCUGCAAGACAAAGAAAGAGGGUAUAGAAAAAGAUACUGAAGAAAUAGAAAGAGUAAUUGCCCCCACAUAUGAAGAAAUAAGGAAUGAUUUAAUAGACCAGAUUGCUAGGUUGGACGGGGAAUAUGAGAAAAUUACAACAAUUGUGUCAGACGAAGGAGAGAAAUGGCACACAGAAGUUGAUAGAGUGGUCACCAAGAUGAAGAAUGAAAUUAGUGAGAUUAAAGAGAAACACCGCGACAUAUUAGAGAAACAUUUAAAUGAAAUCAAACAGACUGAAGCCUUGAUUAAAGGAAACUUAUCUGCUCUAAGGGAACUUGAAGAAUCCAAUGAUGUGUCUAUAAUCGUAGAAUACAGACCCAGAAUUAAAGAAUUCAGGAAACUUCCUGCCAAAGUUCACGUCACACUGCCUUCAUUUUCUCCCAAGCCAAUUAACGGAGAGCAGUUUUACGAAAUGCUUGGAUUCCUGAAACCUUUUGUUUCAACAACAGAUGAAAACGGCUACAAAAUAAAAUCACCAGAGGUUUCAAACAGAGAGCUUUUAGAUAUACCUGAGAUCAUCAACACGUUUAACACAGGGUAUGAAUUACUCCGCAGUAUUUCUUUUUACAAUGAAGAAGAAAUCUGGACAAGUGCACAAACUGGGGAUAUAAAAUGCUUCAGUACUGUUGGCAAAUGCAUGAAGACCAUUACAACAAAAUCAGGAAAAAUGCCAAGUGAUAUAGCAGUCACAAGAGAUGGAGAUCUGUUGUAUUGUGAUUUCAGUGUAAAGACUUUGAAUAAAAUUAGGGAUGGAAAGAAAGAAGAGAUAAUUAAAUUACAGGGAUGGAAACCUAUCAAUAUGCGUGCCACUUCUACUGGUGAUUUUCUGGUUAGUUUGUAUAACAAUGACAAAACUCAAUCUAAAGUUGUCAGAUAUUUCGGAAGUAUGGAGAAACAAACAAUUCAAUUUGAUGAUGGAGGUAAACCUCUGUACUCGGGGAAUAAUCUUAUUAAAUACAUCACCGAGAACAGAAACCAUGACAUCUGUGUAGCUGACUAUGGGGUUGGUGCAGUAGUGGUGGUUAAUCAGGACGGGAAACUCAGAUGGAGAUACACUGGUCAUCCCUCAGGAGCUAAGAAAAAUCCCUUUAAACCCCAUGGCAUCACAAUAAACGGCCAGAGUCAGAUCCUGACGGCAGACAAUCGCAACCAUUGUAUCCACAUUCUUGACCAGAAUGGACAGUUCUUAUGUUACAUCGAAGACGUGAAAAAACCUUACGGUCUCUGUGUUGAUAAUCAUGACAACUUGUGUGUUGCCGAGCACUUGACUGGAGAUGUGAAGGUUAUCAGAUAUCUUACUUAUGGUUAAAUAAAAUUGUGUAUAGGUACAUGUACAUAUUGUGACUGAAAAGUUGAAACUCUUUCCUUGCCAUACAUGCUUUACUGGAUGAAAUAUUUUAAUUUAAUAU
Magallana angulata is the source of this 2089-nucleotide messenger RNA. RefSeq lists its product as uncharacterized. NCBI's taxonomy places the organism in Eukaryota, Metazoa, Mollusca, Bivalvia, Ostreida, Ostreidae. The record is from RefSeq and is a predicted model, not a curated record. The transcript is spliced from 2 exons. Gene Ontology annotation, molecular function: zinc ion binding; protein binding. The coding region runs from base 328 to 1989 and encodes 553 amino acids.